ACAGGACCGCUCGGAGGCGGCCGCAAUGCUCCCCUCCUCGCAGGAGUCGCUGGAUGGGGAUGAAAAGGAGCUAGAGAGCAGCGAGGAGGGUGGCUCCGCCGAGGAGCGGAGACUCGAGCCGCCUCCCAGCAGCCAUUACUGUCUCUACACCUACCGCGGAAGCAGAUUAGCACAGCAACGAGCGGACAGUGAUGAUGGAAGCACAAAUAGCACAAGUGCCGAAACUCCCUCUGGUGAUGAUUUCAGCCUCUCCUUGGUGGAUACUAAUCUACCAUCUGAAGUGGAGCCAGAACUGCGCAGUUUCAUUGCUAAGCGUCUUUUGAAGGGAGCAGUCUUUGAAGGGCUGGGUAAUGUUGCAUCUGUGGAGCUGAGAAAUCCAGGUUACCGAGUUGGUUGUUAUUAUUGCCUUUUCCAACAAGAAAAACUGCUUCCGGAAAUAACAGCAAUGGACUGUGAACAUAACCCUUCAGAGUACGUGGUCUGUUUUUUAGGAGGUUCUGAAAAAGGACUUGAGCUUUUCAGGCUUGAAUUGGACAAGUACAUUCAAGGGCUGAAAAAUGACAUGAACUGUGAGGAAAGGGGCCUGGAGAACCACAUAAAGUCUUAUCUGAGCAGCUGGUUUGAGGAUGUUGUGUGCCCAAUCCAAAGGGUGGUUCUUCUCUUUCAGGAGAAGCUUACCUUUCUGCUACAUGCUGCUUUGAAUUAUACUCCUGUUGAAGUUAAGGAAUCAGAUGAAAAAACAAGGAGAGACAUUAACAGGUUUCUGAGUGUGGCCAGUCUUCAAGGACUUAUUCAUGAAGGCACUAUGACAUCUUUGUGCAUGGCCAUGACGGAGGAGCAGCAUAAGUCUGUGGUCAUUGAUUGCAGUAGCUCCCAGCCUCAGUUCUAUAAUGCAGGAAGCAACCGGUUUUGUGAGGAUUGGAUGCAGGCUUUUUUAAAUGGUGCUGAAGGGGGUAACCCUUUUCUUUUCCGACAAGUACUGGAGAACUUUAAACUAAAGGCCAUACAAGACAUAAACAAUUUGAAGAGAUUUAUCCGACAGGCAGAAAUGAAUCAUUAUGCUUUGUUUAAAUGUUACAUGUUCCUAAAGAACUGUGGUAGUGGAGAUAUCCUUUUGAAGAUUGUUAAAGUGGAACAUGAAGAAAUGCCUGAAGCCAAAAAUGUGGUAGCUGUUCUUGAAGAAUUCAUGAAAGAAGCACUUGCCCAAAGUUUUUGAUCAUAUGUUUUGAGAUAAUUGUAAUAAUGUGAAGCUGUGUACAGUGUCCAAGCCUUAGUGUUUGAAAUUGCAGUUGUUAUCAUUGUUCAUAGGAUUGCUAUGGAAGAUUAUUUGAAACUCAUUCCAGAUUCUUUUUUUUUGGACUUUUAAAAUUUAACUUAAUUGAACAUAAAAAUCUGAGGUGCAUCUUCACUGAGUCCGAAAUAGAUAUGGUGUUGGAGUUGUGGAGUUUUAAUAUAUCUCUAGUCCCAUAAAUUCUAGACUUCAGGAAGGUGUUGCUUUAAAAAACUUUAGAGUUAAUUUUUGGCUUCUCUCAGGAGAUUGUUGCAGUAUUUAGCACCUUUUUUCCCCAGAAAAACCAUCAUACUUCUUUCCCAAUGGAUUGUAGCUUCUU
Molecule: messenger RNA, 1610 nt
Organism: Galeopterus variegatus (Sunda flying lemur)
Lineage: Eukaryota; Metazoa; Chordata; Mammalia; Dermoptera; Cynocephalidae
Product: chromosome unknown open reading frame, human C17orf75
Exons: 10
Coding region: 26-1216 (396 amino acids)
Cellular component (GO): trans-Golgi network
Source: RefSeq, a predicted model, not a curated record